Trichoplusia ni (cabbage looper) is the source of this 1815-nucleotide messenger RNA. Its product is annotated as peptidoglycan-recognition protein LB-like. Bases 188 to 883 code for a protein of 231 amino acids. Lineage: Eukaryota; Metazoa; Arthropoda; Insecta; Lepidoptera; Noctuidae. Gene Ontology annotation, molecular function: peptidoglycan binding; zinc ion binding; N-acetylmuramoyl-L-alanine amidase activity. The transcript has 5 exons. Gene Ontology annotation, biological process: peptidoglycan catabolic process; innate immune response. The record is from RefSeq and is a predicted model, not a curated record.
UUAUAAAUUUGUAUAGCGCACAUCACAGCCUAACGGACGCAUACGUGGGGCCUUAUUAAAAAAAUACCUCAGUUUUAAGGAUAAUUCUUGUAAUUUGUUGUGAGUGUGUGAACCUGUUAGUUUUAAAUAUACCAGGAAAGUGACGGUACAUUCGCGGGCUAAUCGGAGUGCGAGUACAAAAACAGCAAUGUUAGUGGACCUGUUUAUUUUGUGCUGCAUGUGGAUCAGUGCGGUUGUGACCAUGCCGAGCGUUCUUAAAGGAGAUGAAUCCUCGGUCAACGAGAUCCAGACCUACAGCUUCCCAUUCGUGAGCCGCGCGCAGUGGCACGCGCGCAAGCCUGACAAGGUGGAGCUGCUCCCAAACCCAGUCCCAUUCGUGGUGAUCCACCACUCCUACAUCCCACCAGCAUGUUACGACAGGAAAGAGUGCUCCAAUGCUAUGGUACACAUGCAGAACUUCCAUAUGGAUGACCACGAGUGGUGGGAUAUAGGAUACCACUUUGCGGUUGGCAGUGACGGCGCUGCAUACGAGGGCCGAGGCUGGGGCGUGCUCGGAGCACACGCAAAGCAUUUCAAUUACGUCAGCAUAGGCAUCUGUCUCAUUGGUGACUGGAGAUCCCAAGUACCUCCUGCAGAACAGCUUAAAACAGCUCAGGGUCUGAUCAACGCCGGAGUAGAGCUCGGCUACAUCAAACCAGACUACAAGUUAGUCGGCCAUCGCCAAGUAAGGAAUACGGAAUGCCCUGGAGACGCCCUCUUCAAUGAGAUCAAGACUUGGGAACAUUACUCUCCUUACCCGAACUCAUACCAUGAUCUGUUAGAUGUUAAAGAGUUACCGAGUUUUGUGAAGGGGAUAAUCUUGAAUGCUACUGUUGCCCCAUAGGGCUUGUAGUUGCAAGUGAUUUUGGACUGAAUCUUUAAGGUGAUAAAGCUUAUUAUUUAAAAUUUGAGAUUUGUAUUAGUGACCUGUUUGUACAACGUAUAAAAUGUGAGAGUAUGUUAGUGUUUGUUUGUAUGUGUUUUGCUGUUACCUCUUUACGCAAUAAUUGAUCAAUGUAGGCUUCAUAAUGUAAUGGUUUGGACUGUUAGCAGGCCUGAAAUAAUUCCUUCAAUAUUUUUUUAUAUAUAUUUAUAACCAUGUAUGUAAUUACUCAAUUAAAUAACUAUCUAGACUAGGAUAUGAUUUGAAAGUGUAUGAAUGUCUAUUUAAAACUCUUAGAUUGUAAGUUUUAAUUUUUAGUAAAUUAAAAAUUAUGUAAAACUCAACAAAUUAAAUAAGUAUUAUUAAAUUCUAUUUAUACUAAUUACGUUAAUUUAUUUGUUCUAGAAACGUAGGUUCUGAUUAGAUUAUAACCUGUUCUUUACUUCAAAAUACUCUACAUUGACAAAAAAAACAGUUUAUUUAAAUGUUAUUCCCAUAAAUAUUUACCAUUUGUAUAUCGUUUUUUAUAAGAAAACCGUAUUGUUCUUUUGUGAAGCGGACUUUGUAAUUAUCUAAAUAUAACCUUAAUGUAGGAUUUAUAAAAUACCUUUUACGGCUGUGACUAAUUUAUAACAUAAGUGCCUUAUUGUGAAGUUGUGAUAAGAAUAAAUGAUAAUUAUUAUAUAAUUUUACAAUACCAACUUAUUAUUAAGCCCUCUAUAAACAAUAAUGUUGAUAUUUUGAAAUCCUGUUUCCCGUUUCUUACUUAUCUAAAAGCCACUAAUUAUCCUAAUAACUAAAAUUCGAAGUAAAGUAUCUGUACUUAGGUAUCCUUAAGAAGUGUAUCAUGUAAAUGAAAAAAAAUGUAUCAAAAUACAGAAUGUACCUUUCAA